CUGAAUGUCUAAAUGUCUGAAUAUGACUUAACAGCAAUUUAAUAAUUAAACAAUUUCAGGUUGUGGGGAAAACUCCUAUGGAUCCGACUGUAAAGGAGUAUGCUCUAUACAGGCUGAUAUGUGUCGUGGUAUUUUCAUGUGUACAAGUUAUGGAUGUACAUGCCCAGUGGGACUAACCGGUCCAUCGUGUAACAAAGACUGUACAAUGGGUACAUAUGGAGCUGAUUGUAGACAGAAUUGUUCCGAGCAUUGUCUUAAUAAUAUGUGUGAUCGAUAUACAGGUGCCUGCUUAUAUGGUUGUUCAGUCGGAUAUAUACUACCAUAUUGCAGUGAAAGUAAAUGUAUUUUUUAAAUGUUUAAUGGUAAACAAACAAACCUAUUAUUUAUGAAUGAAAUAAUAAUAUGUUUUGUUUGAUCAAAUAAAUCCAUAAUAUUCUUCACGAAAGAUUAUAAAUACCUAGCUUUAGAGUUGUAUACAGGUUUAGUUACUGUCACCUAUCUGGGAAUAGUUCUAAUAUUUGCCAAUUUGCACAUUUCUUGAAUUUUUAGAUUCUGAACGA
Molecule: messenger RNA, 560 nt
Organism: Acyrthosiphon pisum (pea aphid)
Lineage: Eukaryota; Metazoa; Arthropoda; Insecta; Hemiptera; Aphididae
Product: N-acetylglucosamine-1-phosphodiester alpha-N-acetylglucosaminidase-like
Exons: 2
Coding region: 119-352 (77 amino acids)
Source: RefSeq, a predicted model, not a curated record